CACCCAAACAUGACAAGCCUGCAGGCGAGGUUCAGUGCAGGCUUCCCUCUCCCGUGCAGCGUCAACCCGGGGGAGAGGAGCAGUGAACCCAGCGUGGUGCUGCCACCUUUGGCAGGGGAGCACACGGGACUCCCCACUGGCACUUCCUUAAAACUCUGCCCCUCGCGCUCUUUGCGAGACUACCCCGAGACGAGGUCCAGUGCAUACGUUGACCACUCGCUCCCCCACUACUUCGAGCAGCCCGGCCCUAGGGGCUUCCUCGUCGGAGGCGGCAUGCCACCGGGCACCGAGCAGCUUGCGCCGUCAAGGGGGAACCACCAGGCGCGCUACCGGGACUUCACCGGCUGCAGGGACGCCAGAACCGGCUCCUUUUUUACCAGCUACCAGGAGCAGGCCUCCGGCGGCGAGCACGGUCAGGUGAUGCUGGGCAUACCCGGCGACCUCCUCACCCGGGGCCACCCGUACGGGGGCGCCGCGAGUCCCAAGGGAGGCGUUACGCCCUUCCUGGGGCUCUACAAACCCUUCGUGCACCACCGCGGCGGAAGCGACGCGCUCCUCAGGUGCGGCGCCAAAGUUAAGAGCGAGCUGGUGUGCAAGUGGAGCCCCGACGGGCCGGCGUGCUCCAGAGCCUUCGGGACCAUGUACGAGCUCGUCAGCCACGUGACCGUGGAGCACGUCGGCGCGGCGGAGCAGGCCGAGUACGUGUGCCGGUGGGAGAGGUGCGCCCGCAACAGCAAGCCCUUCAAAGCCAAAUACAAGCUGGUCAACCACGUCAGGGUCCACACUGGGGAGAAGCCCUUUCCCUGCCCCUUCCACGGCUGCGAGAAGGUCUUCGCCAGGUCGGAGAAUCUCAAAAUCCAUAAGAGGACGCAUACAGGUGAAAAGCCUUUCAAAUGCGAAUUUGAGGGUUGCAACCGGAGGUUCGCCAACAGCAGCGAUCGCAAGAAGCACUCGCACGUGCACUCCAGCGACAAGCCGUACACGUGCAAAGUAAGAGGCUGCGACAAGUGCUACACGCACCCGAGCUCGCUCCGCAAGCACAUGAAGCUCCACGGCUCCAAGGAGGCCCCGAGCGGCGGUGGCGCAGUGGCCGCGGCAGGAGACUCGCAUCCUGGUGAUCACGGCACUGAGUCCCCGUUGCUUCUCAGCUCCAUUCACGACGUGGGGUCAUUGUCCCCGGGGAGUCCAGACGACUCGAGGUCACGGCUUCCACUCGGGUUCGACAACAGGUCGCAGCCCCUGCUGGACACGCUGUUGCUGCAGAGAGCCUCCUAUAGCAGCACCGGAAGCGGCAGUGCCGUAGGAGGAGGCGGCACCAUGAGGGCUCAGGCCGCCCAGUACCACUGCGGCCAGGCCGGCCACACUUUUGCUCAACAAAGCAGGACUUUUACGUCUGCCCACUUCCAAAAACGUUUCGUCAACGGGUGGUAUACUUGUCACAGUGGUGUCGACUCGUAG
Nerophis lumbriciformis (worm pipefish) is the source of this 1458-nucleotide messenger RNA. The record is from RefSeq and is a predicted model, not a curated record. Lineage: Eukaryota; Metazoa; Chordata; Actinopteri; Syngnathiformes; Syngnathidae.